This is a messenger RNA of Caenorhabditis angaria, 566 nucleotides long. The record is from the annotation of a GenBank genome assembly. NCBI's taxonomy places the organism in Eukaryota, Metazoa, Nematoda, Chromadorea, Rhabditida, Rhabditidae.
AUGGGAAUUGCUGUCCUCGAAGUUGCCACAAAACCAUUUGCUGGUCAAAAGCCCGGACCAAGUGAAUUUCAACAACAACAUUAUACCGAAAACUUCAUUCAAGCAACAAUUGAUGCAGGUCUUGGAGCGAAAAAACGUGGAUCUCAAUUAGUUGUUGGAGGAGAUGGUCGAUUCCUUUUAAUUGAAGCAACGGUUACCGAAUAUGUCAAAUUAAUGCAAAGUAUUUUCGAUUUCUCAAAGGUAUACUAGAGUUUUUUUGUUGAAAUUUCGAAAAAAAAAUUCAGAUCAAAUCUCUUUUAUCUGGAGAUUUAUCCGAUGGAAAGAAAUUCCGAGUUCUUCUCGAUUCAAUGCACGGAGCAACAGGUCCUUAUGUUUCAACAAUUCUUGCCGAUAUUCUUGGAGCUGAUUCGAAGGAUCUUUUGAGAACUGUUCCAAAACCAGAUUUCGGUGGUGGUCAUCCUGAUCCAAAUCUUACUUAUGCUAAAGCACUUGUCGAUCAAUUAAAAAAUGGAGAACAUGAUCUUGGAGCUGCUUUUGAUGGAGAUGGUGUAAGUUUUUUUGUUUGA